AAAGAAUGGAGAAGAAAGACAAGGAAUCCGGUGGCAGCACGAACAACAGUGGCGACGAAGGCGCUAAAAAGAGGGAGAGAAAUAGCCCUCCGCAGUCAGCACAACAAGGCCAGGGGACUGCGACUGCAAGCCUACCCGCCUCGGCCAGCGGGGCAGAACCGAAGACAACCAUGGCAUCCCACGCCAGCGGUCAUGGGAGUGGGAAGUCAUCCAGUUCUCAAGCUUCGGGCUCUGGAAAGCAUCGUCCAACACCAGUUUACAGCAUCAUGCCAGUUUCAAGCUAUGGAUCAAGUCACAAAGGCCAUGCUUCCAAUGGAAGUGAUGAACCUCUCCGAAGAACAAGCAGGAGGAAAAGACCACGGGUUGAGUAUCGGGAAAUGGAUGAAAAAUUGGCGAAUCUUUCUGAGGAUGAAUACUUCUCAGAAGAAGAGAGACAAUCCAAGAGAACGGCCAAAAACCCAGAAGAAGAGGAACCGGAAGAAGAGCUGUCUGAACCAAAAGGUCUUGAGGGUGCUGCUUUCUCUGCCCGUCUACCCCAUGAUAAGAUGACAUCCCAAGAGGCUGCCUGCUUUCCUGAUAUCAUACACAGUCCCAUGCAAACCCAGAAACUAUUCUUAUACAUCAGGAACAGGAUUCUUCAACUUUGGCUUGAGAACCCUAAAGUACAGCUGACCUGUGAAAUUGCCCUUCCUCAAAUUGAAGCACCAUACAAUAGUGAUGUUCAGCUGAUUGUACGUGUUCAUGCCUAUCUAGAAAGACAUGGCUAUAUCAACUUUGGUGUUUAUAAGAGACUCCAACCGCCACCACAAAAAUCUUCAUACAAGGUCAUCAUUAUUGGAUCAGGUAUAGCUGGGUUGACUGCUGGCAGGCAGCUCCAGACAUUCGGUAUCGACGUCAUCCUUCUUGAAGCUCGAGAUCGGGUCGGUGGGCGUGUAACGACAUACCGCAAGAACAACUAUGUGGCUGACCUUGGUGCCAUGGUGGUCACUGGUCUGGGUGGAAACCCAAUGACCAUUAUCAGCAAACAGGUCAACAUGGAGCUAGCUAAGGUCAAGCAGAAGUGUCCACUCUUUGAGAGUGGUGGCCAGACGCAAAUCCCCAAGGAUAAGGAUGAGAUGGUUGAGAGAGAAUUCAAUCGAUUACUUGAAGCGACAUCGUACCUCUCUCAUCAACUAGACUUCAAUUACCUCUUAGGCAAGCCCGUCUCAUUAGGCGAGGCUCUGGAACUAGUCAUCAAAUUACAGGAGAAGCAGGUGAAAGAGAAGAAAGGAGAUUAUCUGAGAAACAUCAUCAGUCUCCAAGAUGAACUCAAGCAAGUACAGUCCAAGAUAUUGUCCUUACAAGAUAAGAUCAAGGAAUUGAACAGACAGCACAAGAAAGCCACAGAGAGCAAACAGACCAGGGAUAUCACUGCUGAGUUUGUGGUUCGUAGUAAACUCAGAGAUCUCAAUGCAGCAUGCAAGGAGUAUGACAAUGAGAAAGAGAAACAGAAGGAACUUGAAGAGAAGAUCCAAGACUUGGAAAACAAUCCACCAAGCGAUGUUUACCUCUCAUCUCGGGACCGUCAAAUCCUUGACUGGCACUUUGCUAAUCUAGAGUUUGCCAAUGCCACGCCCCUCUCCACCCUAUCCCUCAAACACUGGGAUCAGGACGAUGACUUUGAGUUCUCAGGAAGUCAUCUGACCGUCCGUAAUGGCUAUUCCUGCGUCCCUGUGGCUUUGUCCGAGGGAUUGGACAUCAAGCUCAAUACCGUGGUCAGACAGAUCAAUUACACAUCAACAGGUGUUGAGGUCGUGACCCAGAGCAUCAAAGGUCAGAGUGGUAGCACUACAUUCAAGGCCGAUGCUGCCCUCUGUACCCUUCCUCUAGGAGUCCUCAAGCAAGCUCCACCCGUAGUCCACUUCUCACCUCCUCUACCGGAGUGGAAGACAAGUGCAGUACAGAGAAUGGGAUACGGUAAUCUUAAUAAGGUGGUGCUGUGUUUUGACAAGUGUUUCUGGGACCCAGUCAUCAAUCUCUUUGGUCACGUUGGAAGCACCACUGCCAGCCGUGGGGAGCUGUUCCUAUUCUGGAAUCUCUACAAAGCUCCUGUUCUUCUAGCCUUGGUGGCCGGCGAGGCUGCUCAGAUUAUGGAGAAUGUCAGUGAUGAUGUGAUUGUUGGUCGAUGUCUCACUGUUCUCAGGGGUAUCUUUGGAAACAAUGCUGUACCACAGCCCAAAGACGCUGUGGUAACCCGUUGGCGUGCAGACCCAUGGUCCAGAGGAUCCUACUCCUAUGUAGCCGCAGGAUCGUCAGGCAAUGACUACGAUCUGAUGGCCACACCUGUCACUCCCAAACCCAUCGUGCCUGGAGUGCCACCCCAGGCCAAUAACCUCCCGAGGCUCUUCUUUGCAGGUGAACACACCAUCAGGAACUACCCAGCCACUGUCCAUGGUGCUCUCCUGAGUGGUCUUCGGGAGGCAGGACGCAUUGCUGAUCAGUUCCUAGGAUCCCCUUAUGCUCCACCGGCUAGGAGAUAAUUCAGACUUUGGAAAAACAUUGGCAGCCCUGAAUAUUGAAAAUGAGCAACACAUCAGGAUGUGCAGACAUGUAAUUGGUGUGUUGGUCCUAUUCUAUGCUGAAUAUCCUUGCAAGGUUUAUAGUCUAAUAGCUAGAAACUGAUUGCUACAGAUUUUUCCUGAGAAUUUUCAUGAACAUCUUUUCUUCAACUUCUACCUGGAAGACAUGAAGCUGGACUCUAAGCCAAGGGAAAUGCCAAUAUUCAUUAUUGAUUGAACAUAUUAAAAUAGUUGUGCUAGGGGAAGUAAAAUGACCUUCAGCUCGGUGUGAGCAAAUCAACUGUGGCAUAUCCUGGAAUAGCCAGUGUUACUGAACUGUAUCCAAAGUAUUUUUAGAAUAGUCUCCUUUCAAGCAUUGUAACCUUGCUGUUCAUUUUCAAGAAGUAGACUUUAUUUUGAUUUUUUCCAGAGCACAAGCUUGAAAUGGAAUUGGAUUUCAUGAUCUUUCUCUCAAGCUAUGAAUCAAGUCACACAUUUGAUUUAUUUUAUCUCAAUUGCAAAGAUAUGAAUUGCAAUAAUUAUUACCUCAGUCAGAAUUACUGUCAGCACAGAGCGCUUCUUCAAUAUUGCCUGUUGAACAAAUGUAGUUCACUGGUCACAUGCUACUAAGUUGCCCUACUGGCAUCAGACUUAUCAGAGGCCUCUUGGAGAGUGGUGUUUAAACACAAUUAUAGAAUUCAGAUGCAAGUCCGAAUGCUUAUAUUUGAUUGGUUGGAAAUCAAAUUGUGUAUGACUUUUUAGUGUUACGUCUCUAUCUGCAACAGUCUCCAAAUUGAGUUUAGCAACAUCUACCACUUCUUACUGCAACAGCCAUUGUUCGAUCAUAUUAUUUAAAGACGUUGUAUGACCAAGACAUAGAAACAGCCCUCUUGUUGGUAGGCAUGUGAUUUGCUAGAGCAAAGCAUUUAAUUUGAUAUUUGUGCAAACCUUUGCUCAGGAACGUACCUCGGACAUAGGCGGCAAAACAACAUAGACCAACUGAUUUAAAAAUAAGAUCAACAUUACUUGCUUGCCUUUUCAAAUAGUUAUUGAUAGGUGAUCUAUCAAAUUCUAAGGAUAUGCCCCUAUCAAUUCUGUAAAUGAAAUUGUAAAGUGUAUAUAUUUUUUUUGUAAGGCAUGCCGAAUGUCACUGUUUUACAUUUGUUAUUAUUAUAUCAGGGUGAUCAUAUUAGUGUGUUUGUCAGUGUAAUUCUUCAAUCUAAAGAUGCAGUUUGAAUCUCAUUAUUUUGGUACUAUUGUUACGAGUAUUUGUUGUAACAAACCCAUUAACAAAUAUGUAGUCCUGGAAUCAGACACAUUUUUGCAAGAAUCUUCAAGUGUGAUCAGCGGGGAUGAAGUCAAGCGUAGAAGUUCUCCUAAGUCACAAAGCUGCUUGAAAAAAAAUUCUCCCAUGAACUUGACUAGGCUGACUCAAUCUCUUGGUCUUACUCCAUUAAACUUGUUAUACAGUGCGUAUAGAAAAAGGUAUUCCACGAUUAUCAGAGGUAAGCUGUCAAAAUUUCUAUUACCUGUUUUUUUGAUGUGCACUGGAAUGACAAGUUACAAUAACAUCUCAAAGCUAAUGAAAUUAGUCGAUUUGAUUGGCUGAAUUUAAACUUCUGCAUUUGUUAUGACUUUAUGAAAGGUGACCUUAAUAUCCAGAAAGGAUGCACAGGUGCAGCGAUAUCAAACAGACUGGAAAUGCAAGGGCCUCUUAUUCAGCCAAUUACAUUCUCAAAUGAGAACUACAUGUAAUAAAAAGCCUCAUGUUGCAUGUAUUUUAGAUCGUUCGAAUGCAAGAUAUGUUUUUUUUGAAUUUCCAAUUUUCUGAAAAAAUAAUUGUGAAAUUCAGCAUGAAAUUCAACUUUUUGAGAAACAAAAUUUUGUAUAAGGUUAAGAUCAGGGCCAUUCAUAAAUAGUUAAAUCGAUUGAAAAUAUUGGUUGUAUCUCAUGAUGUCACUCAGUCCUUGCUUUUAUGAAAUUCUCAAUCCACAUGGUCACUGAGUGAAUGUUACAUUGAGGAUGUACCAUAUCACUUGAAUUAAUGAAGCAAGCACACAUUUGUCAUUCAUUCCAAUAUUUCAUGUAUUUAUUGACUCUUGUUGUCGUUGAAAAUAAAUGUUAACAACAAAAG
Lytechinus variegatus (green sea urchin) is the source of this 4671-nucleotide messenger RNA. RefSeq names its product lysine-specific histone demethylase 1A-like. Gene Ontology annotation, molecular function: protein binding; oxidoreductase activity; flavin adenine dinucleotide binding. Gene Ontology annotation, cellular component: nucleus. Bases 6 to 2519 code for a protein of 837 amino acids. The record is from RefSeq and is a predicted model, not a curated record. Gene Ontology annotation, biological process: regulation of DNA-templated transcription. Lineage: Eukaryota; Metazoa; Echinodermata; Echinoidea; Temnopleuroida; Toxopneustidae. The transcript has 14 exons.